UAUUGAGCGGCUGAACAUCUGGCCGCGCGCGCGAGUGCCGCGACUAGUCACACUCGCCGAGUGGCCGCCCCGUCGUUCGCACCGGUCCGAUCUCGUCGACGUCGACAAUAAAAUGCCUGCCCGAUCGGCGCCCGUCGCCGCCUGAGCGCACAACCGCCGACCCUUCGGCGCCCUUCGAAUUCAUGAGCUGUUUCGGCGCGAGGCGUCGCGGCCUCUGAAAAACAUGCGCGCCCUCGUCGUGGCGCUGCUGGCCUUCGGCGCCGUCGGCGCCGCCGGCCUCGCCGCCAACAACGUGCACCUCAACCAAAACCUGGCGUCGCAGCGCGGCUUCGACCUGGUCGAGGACAACACCGCCGCCUCCACCACCACCGAGAAGCCCCCCAAAGAGCACCAAGUCCACCGCUACCCUGUGGCCAGUGUCGAGUUCGCCAGGGUCGAGACGCCCUUCAUCAUCGGCUUGUGGAUCUUCUGCGCCAGCCUCGCCAAAAUCGGUUUCCACAUGGCGCCCAAACUGUCAAAGAUGUUCCCAGAGUCGUGCCUAUUGAUCGUGGUCGGGGUGGUGAUCGGUGUGCUGCUCAUCAGUACUUCGAGUGUCCACGUGUCGCCCCUGACCCCAGACACCUUCUUCCUCUACAUGUUGCCGCCGAUCAUCUUGGACGCGGGCUACUUCAUGCCCAACAGACUGUUUUUUGAUCACCUGGGCACCAUCCUGCUGUUUGCUGUAGUGGGCACAAUUUUCAACGUCAUCACAAUCGGGAUGUCUUUGUGGGCAGUCGGCCAAAGCGGGCUGUUUGAGUUUGAAACUCCGGUGCUGGACAUGAUGCUGUUCGGCUCGCUGAUUUCGGCCGUCGAUCCGGUCGCCGUGCUGGCCGUGUUCGAGGAGAUCCACGUCAACGAGAUCCUCUACAUUGUCGUUUUCGGCGAGUCGCUCCUCAACGACGCAGUCACUGUGGUCUUGUACCACAUGUUUGAGGCGUAUAGUGAGAUGGGCCCCGCCAACAUUGUGCCCACGGAUGUUCUAUCAGGCAUAGCUUCGUUUUUCGUGGUCGCAUUUGGCGGAACUGUGAUAGGGAUUAUCUGGGGUUUCCUCACCGGAUUCGUCACCCGCUUCACCCACCAAGUCAGGGUCAUCGAGCCCAUAUUUAUUUUCGUCAUGGCCUACCUCGCCUACCUGAACGCAGAGAUCUUCCACAUGUCGGGCAUUUUAGCUAUAACAUUUUGCGGCAUCACGAUGAAGAACUACGUCGAGGCCAACAUUUCCCACAAGUCGCACACAACGGUCAAGUACGCGAUGAAGAUGCUGAGCUCUUCAUCCGAGACAGUUAUUUUCAUGUUCCUCGGAGUGGCCACGGUGAACAACACGCACUCGUGGAACACGUGGUUCGUCCUGCUCACAGUGCUCUUCUGCUCCGUCUACAGAUUCAUCGGGGUAAUGAUUUUGGCCUCAAUUGCCAAUAAGUUCCGGCUGCACCAGCUGAACGGGGUCGAGAAAUUUGUGAUGUCUUAUGGAGGUCUUCGAGGCGCGGUCGCGUUUGCCCUCGUCCUUCUGAUCGACCCGAAAAUCGUCAAACUGCAGCCUCUGUUCGUGACCACAACCAUUGCUGUGAUUUAUUUCACAGUUUUCUUCCAAGGCAUCACCAUCAAGCCUCUCGUCAGGAUAUUGAACGUGAAGAGGGCAGAGAAGAGGAAACCCACGAUGAAUGAGAGAAUUCACGAAAGGCUGAUGGAUCACAUCAUGGCUGGACUGGAAGACGUUUUGGGCAGGCAUGGCAACCACCACGUCAGAGACCGAUUUAAAAGAUUUGACACCAAGUAUAUUCGGCCUUGGCUCAUCAGGGACAAUAAGGGUGCUGAGCCUAAAAUUUUAGAGACUUACAGUAAACUGACCAUGAAGGAGGCAAUGGAGUAUAUGCGCAGGAACGCAAGCACACUUGCCGCCUUCCCUGGGACGGAGAGCAUGUCGACCCUGUUCCGCAACUGCACCCAGACCAACAUGGACGCGAGGUGGGGUAGUGGUGUCAGAAAACCACAAACCGACGACCCAUUAUUUGCCGCUUUGGCGCAAGACAGUUUCAGUUUCACACAGCUUGACUCGAGCGUGCAAAAUCUUGACAUGCAAGAGUUGGAGUACAACCCUAGCAAAAAGGAUUUGACCGACGCCAAAAUUCACCAUCUUCUUUCCGAAGAACUGUGCAAACCCAGAAGGCACCGGCGUCUAAGCUACAGUCGACAUGCUGUCAAUGACAGGGAUUUGUCCACGCAAGAAGUCAACUACAAAAUGCACAUGAAUAUGAGGCACAUCAUCAGUGGCAAACACCAUCACAAGAGAUCAAAGAAAUUGAACAAGGAGGGCAAACCUCACGUCAGCUUCCCAGGCAUCACCCAAAAUGGUUCUGUUAAGCAAUUCACGCAUGACUACAUCAAUGAAAUGUUGGAAGAAUCGGACUCCAACGAGCCAGACGAGGCAAGGCCAAGCACCUCGGGACUGAAUGACGGUCCUGAGGGUGGCAUUGUCUUCACAGCAAAAAGCACACCAACUAACACUGGGCCUGCCUCAAAUUCCAACUUGCUGACGGUGCAUCCAGCUCAAACGCAUCAGCAGCCUCGCCCUCCGUGGCACCUGCCCCUCAAACAAACCACCUCAUGUUCCUCCACCAACCCUGUGUCCCCUCAACCCAACCAUAACAAUGAUCAGCCAACCGUAGCUGAAGCCUCCUUACCCUGGCGAAGGUCCCAACAUGUCACUGAUGAAGCAGUGGUGCACAACGAGGACCCCCACCCCAAAGAUCCUGGGAAAAGAGCCAGCCGUACAGAUUCAGAAGAGGAGGCAGUCCACGUGACUCCAACCGCAACAGAAACAGUCCUUCCCUGGAAGAGAGAUGAUGAGGCUGAGCAAUGCACUUUCCCGCUGAGGCAACACGAAUUCCCAGGGUGGUGCAGCAAUAAAGAGUACCUAGCAUAUAAUUCUCCGUCAUCCACAUUCCUAGGUGGACUUGAUCAGCCCAAGGUGGCUUCGGUGAUCGGCCUGUUCCGCCGAGAGAGCACCGUCGACCAGGAGAUGGCGCGCGCCGACGCCGCGAUCCUGGUGAUCGAGGAGUGUCCUGCGAGUCCGGUGCCCUCGUCGGCCACCCCCAGCGGCACCCCGGGGAUGCCCAAGAGGCCCAGCUCAGCGCGCAGGGGCUCCCUUCUCGAGCUGGGCGCCUCCGUCGACCCCAUUCCCGAGGAAGAGGCUGGAACCCCCGAAAGCAGUGCAAACAAGUCGCCGCCGUGGGCGCAAAGACGAAGGAGAAAACAGGGCGCCUGCUCCAGCUCCUACGAAGACUUUAGAAGUAACGUCUAGAUGAAAAUUAUUAUAAUAUAUACUAACCUUACUUUGCCACACACGUUUUUAAUACGUUGUUGAUUGUAAAUACGAUGGAGAGAAAUGAGCGCGAAAUGUUUUUUAGCCAAAACUUCAGUUCCAAGAGCACCGAAAUUCUAAACUAUUUGAGUCCCUUUUUAAAGAAAAAUGAGCCUUUAGAACCUUUUGCAUAGCAUUAAAAAAAAAGGACAAAUUUGAUCUUGAACGCAAAAUUUUGAUUGCCGCCUUAAUAGAAACAAUACAUAUUUAAGAAAGAAAUUCACGGGCCUAUAGACUUAGAUUGUUACCAAGCCCUUCAUAGGACGCAAAUUAUUAUAAACAUAGCAGCUCAGCGCUAUCCAAAGAACUGCUUUUGUUGUUGAAACGUGUAAAAUUAAACCAUUCUGAAGAAAGAGAAAAGAAAAGGACGAUUCGGAAAUAAAUGCUCAAAACAUUGGUAAAAAAGUGCAACUAAAAUCGCUAGUGUGGCUGCUGAUCAGUCAAAGCAAGAACGUGUCUCUAUGAAAGUCGAUGCAUUUCAAUUUUUAGACGAAUAAAGUGUACAAAACGAUGGUGUAUAUUACAAGUGUCUGUAUAAGUGUCGAUGUGAGUUACUUCAAUUAUAUAUAUAAAUUAAAUAUAUAUAUAUAUAUAUAUCGUGAUACAAUUUACUUUUCGAAAAGCAAAGAAAAGUUAGUCUUGCUAUCUAAUAAUUAUAUACGCAAAAAAAAUCUAUACUUGUGAUUGUGCUGUGUACAUGGAACACACAUCUUUUAUGGAUUUGGUGCUACUUUAAGAGAAAUGAGUAUAUAAAGUUGCUCUCAAGAUACACGAAGAACUGAGAUUGAAAAUUUUCUGUCAGCACAAUUUAUAUUGAUUUCAUGCUCUGUUCCUUAUUCAAAUGACUCUCUCGGUUGCCAUAAUAACUUGUUUGAAACAUUCAUUAUUAUCUGUAGGUGAAGAUUUUUUUCAAGAAGUUUUUGCAUUUUCCUUUUAAUCUAUAAAAAUACUCUGACCUUUAAAAAUGAGUAACACACGUGUUUUGAGCCAAAAAUACAGUGAAAACUUUUCAAAUUGUACAGGGCUGUGUAAUUCGAAUAAAGUGUAAAGUUGUAAAUUUAACUUAAAAUAAUAAUUACCAAACACCCUCCAACAUUUUUUAAAACAGUCGACUUUACAUAAGAGUGUCAGAAUUAGUUCAGUGGAAGGAAAACAACUACGAAAUUCGAGCUUGUUUUUUGCAACACAGACGUGAGAGAAAAUCAAUAAAUUCCUCUGUCUUGCUAAUAUAAAAAUUUAUAGAUUUAUGUGAACUCUUGGCAUGGAAGAAAAAUUGCAGUGCAAAUGAAAAAAAUUAAAGUUUUAACAUGUAAAAGAGAAGAACGUAGCUGUUUAAGACACACUUAUGAAGUUUUGGGGCGUUUUGCCGUUUUCUUGGAGGGUUGUUGGCGGCGGAAGAAGCCACAGAGAGGAUAAAAUACACACAACAAAUGGAAGCGAUGUUUGUCUCUUGUCAAAUUGUGCUCCCAUAAAGAGGAAAAUAAAUAAUUUAUUUUAAUUCCAAAG
Messenger RNA from Neocloeon triangulifer, 4906 nucleotides. Its product is annotated as Na(+)/H(+) exchanger protein 2-like. Gene Ontology annotation, molecular function: sodium:proton antiporter activity. The record is from RefSeq and is a predicted model, not a curated record. Gene Ontology annotation, cellular component: membrane. Bases 224 to 3340 code for a protein of 1038 amino acids. Lineage: Eukaryota; Metazoa; Arthropoda; Insecta; Ephemeroptera; Baetidae. The transcript has 20 exons. Gene Ontology annotation, biological process: regulation of pH; proton transmembrane transport; sodium ion transport.